GCCAUCACCUUUUUUCGAGUUUACAAGUCAAGAAAGAAACUUCUCCGACGAACAAGACACUCGAUCAGAAUCAUGGAGGCCAUCAGACAAACUUUCCAGCGCUGCAAGUCGCAGAACAGGUCUGCGCUGGUAUCAUAUGUCACUGCUGGUUAUCCCAAGCCUGAGGAUACUCCCGAUAUCCUCCUGGCUUUGGAAAAGGGUGGUGCCGAUGUUCUCGAGCUCGGUGCACCCUUUACCGACCCAAUUGCCGACGGCCCGACCAUUCAGACUGCCAACACGAUUGCUCUUGACAAUGGCGUCACGAUCGAGUCCACCCUCGGCAUGGUCAAGGCGGCCCGAGACCGCGGCCUGAAGGCUCCUGUCCUGCUCAUGGGUUACUACAACCCCCUUCUCAGCUACGGUGAGGAGCGACUCCUCGAGGAUUGCAAGACUUCUGGUGUCAAUGGCUUCAUCGUCGUCGAUUUGCCUCCCGAGGAGGCCAUCUCCUUCCGAAAGCUCUGCAACAAGGGCCACCUUUCUUACGUCCCCCUCAUCGCUCCCGCUACUUCUGAUACCCGAAUGAAGAUUCUCUGCCAACUGGCCGACUCCUUCAUCUAUGUCGUCUCAAGAAUGGGUGUUACUGGCGCCACCGGAACUCUCAACGCAAACCUCCCCGCUCUUCUGGAGCGAGUUAAGAAGUACAGCGGCAACAAGCCCGCCGCUGUUGGAUUCGGUGUCAGCACCCGUGAACACUUCCUGAGCGUCGCUACCCUUGCCGAUGGUGUCGUCGUUGGCAGUCAGAUUAUCACAACUAUCAAGAACGCCGAGCCUGGUCAGGCUCUUGCCGACAUUGAGAAGUACUGCGCCUACCUGUCAGGUCGUGACUCGGAGGAGAACACCCGGGAGGUUGGCCUCGUUGAGGCUGUCGCCGGAGCCAAGGAGCCUAGCGGAGACAAUGUCACUGUCGAGGCAACUGUGACGGAUAACGAUAUCAGUGCUGAGGAGGAUAGCGCCCUGGUUGCUCAGCUCGCCGCUCUGCACGGCAAGAUUCCUGAGCGAUUCGGCGAGUUCGGUGGUCAGUACGUUCCCGAGAGCUUGAUGGACUGCCUGUCACAACUGGAGGACGGAUUCAACGCCAUCAAGGACGACCCUGCUUUCUGGGAGGAGUACCGAUCUUACUACGAGUACAUGGGACGACCCGGCCAUCUGCAUCUGGCUGAUCGUCUGACUGAGCAUGCUGGCGGCGCCAACAUCUGGCUCAAGCGUGAGGAUCUGAACCACACUGGUAGCCACAAGAUCAACAACGCCCUGGGACAGCUCCUCCUGGCUCGAAGACUCGGAAAGACUCGCAUUAUCGCCGAGACUGGUGCUGGUCAGCACGGUGUUGCUACCGCCACAGUCUGUGCCAAGUUUGGCAUGGAGUGCACAGUUUAUAUGGGCGCUGAGGAUGUCCGACGACAGGCUCUCAACGUUUUCCGUAUGCGACUGCUCGGCGCCAAGGUCGUCGCUGUUGAGGCUGGAAGCAAGACCCUUCGAGACGCCGUCAACGAGGCCCUCCGCGCCUGGGUCGUUGACCUUGAAACCACCCACUACAUCAUCGGCUCCGCCAUCGGUCCUCACCCCUUCCCCACCAUCGUGCGAACGUUCCAGUCUAUCAUCGGCCGUGAGACCAAGCAACAGAUGCUCGAGAAGCGAGGCAAGCUUCCCGACGCCGUCGUGGCCUGUGUCGGUGGAGGCAGCAACGCUGUCGGCAUGUUCUACCCCUUCGAGGACGAGCCCAGUGUUAAGCUCUUGGGUGUUGAGGCUGGCGGUGACGGUGUUGAGACAACAAGACACAGUGCUACCCUCACCGGUGGUUCAAAGGGUGUCCUGCACGGCGUGAGGACGUACGUCCUCCAGGACAAGCACGGCCAGAUCGCCGAGACACACUCUGUGUCUGCUGGUCUUGACUACCCCGGUGUCGGUCCUGAGCUGAGCUCCUGGAAGGACAAUGAGCGAGCCAAGUUCAUUGCCGCCACUGACGCCCAGGCUUUCCUCGGUUUCAGGCUCAUGAGCCAGCUUGAGGGCAUCAUCCCCGCUCUCGAGUCGGCACACGGCAUCUACGGUGCUAUCGAGCUGGCCAAGACGAUGAAGAAGGGCGAGGAUCUGGUCAUCUGCCUGAGUGGCCGUGGUGACAAGGAUGUGCAGAGCGUGGCGGAUGAGCUUCCCAAGCUGGGACCCAAGAUUGGAUGGGAUCUCCGUUUCUAA
Fusarium keratoplasticum is the source of this 2226-nucleotide messenger RNA. Its product is annotated as Tryptophan synthase. Gene Ontology annotation, molecular function: tryptophan synthase activity. Bases 73 to 2226 code for a protein of 717 amino acids. The record is from RefSeq and is a predicted model, not a curated record. Gene Ontology annotation, biological process: L-tryptophan biosynthetic process. The transcript has 6 exons. Lineage: Eukaryota; Fungi; Ascomycota; Sordariomycetes; Hypocreales; Nectriaceae. Gene Ontology annotation, cellular component: cytoplasm.